GUUAUCCUAAUCAUGUCAUGAAAACACGUACAUCAAGGGAGAGGAAACCAAGUAAGUUCAAGGUCUCUCCGUUUGUACACAAUUUAAGGAAGAUGGUAAAACGUGAAGCAUCAGAGGUAUAAUACAAAUAGUUUAAUAUCAUUGUUCUUAUUUUUGAUACUUAACAUAUAUAGUUAAUAAUUAUGUCUUGUUUUCGAAUUAGUCAAUCCCCAUGUCCAUUCGUGAAGACGUGGUGGAUACUCAAUCAUUCAAUGUACUUCAAUCUCUUGUCGCUGAUUAUGUUUUCAAUAAAGCAUUGUCAAAAAGGUUUGUCGUGUCUAGAACAUUCAUAGAUGUGUUGUUACAAUUUUAGCCUUCAUAUGCUUCCAAUUUACUCAAGUUUGUUUGAACAUAUUAUUAUUUUAGUGAGCUUCUUGUUGACUUUGGUCAUGAACAUGGAGUUCGUGGAGAGUUUGAGUGCUUACGUCUUAGACAAAAUUUGAUGGAUGUUGUAAGUACCUACUUCAUUUAUAUCAAAUGCAUGCUAUAUUAGUUAAAUAAAUUUAUUGAAGUUAUUGUUCAACAACAGGUAAUAAAUCUAGAAGCCUCAAAGCUAAAUUAUUUUGAAAGACAAUUCAUAGGCAUACGAAGUAUAAGAUGCUAUCUUCCCACGACAUUUUCACAAAUGAUUUUGUGCGGGAGUCCUCAUCCUUUUUUCGAUAGAAAAACAUCCAUCGUGAGUAAGUACAUUAGCGAAUUGGAUGAUUGCGAGAAGCUAUUUAUUCCAAUGCAUGACGAUUGCCCUGGUCAUUGGUAUCUGUGCGUCAUUGACUUCAAACACUUUGAUAUCCAAAUUUUGGAUUCAUUACGAUCGAAAAGUCGGGACGAGUUCCGGUUUAAGAGUGUCAAAAUAGUGGUUGAAUUUUGUCAAACGUUCUUCAAACUGUAUGACAUAGGGAAAGAUGUCUUCCAAUUCUCCAUUGAUUGGGCUCCUUCGAUUUCGACCCAAGAUAAUGGGUGGGACUGUGGAGUGCAUGUCAUUAGACAUAUGCAGAGAUUCAAAAAUGGUGAUUCGAUGAUGAGCUCCGACUUUUGUAAUUUUGUUAAAAUACUUCGAGAAAUAGCAUGUGAUUUAGUUUUACACGAGGGAAAUAGAGAAAAACAAACCAUUGUGGCUAUUGUUUGUACAAAGACGUCGACACGAGCAAUGAAAAAAUUAUUAUUAUGAUA
Molecule: messenger RNA, 1209 nt
Organism: Vitis vinifera (wine grape)
Lineage: Eukaryota; Viridiplantae; Streptophyta; Magnoliopsida; Vitales; Vitaceae
Exons: 5
Coding region: 665-1207 (180 amino acids)
Biological process (GO): proteolysis
Molecular function (GO): cysteine-type peptidase activity
Source: RefSeq, a predicted model, not a curated record